Capsicum annuum is the source of this 867-nucleotide messenger RNA. Its product is annotated as oleosin G. Gene Ontology annotation, biological process: lipid storage. NCBI's taxonomy places the organism in Eukaryota, Viridiplantae, Streptophyta, Magnoliopsida, Solanales, Solanaceae. The record is from RefSeq and is a predicted model, not a curated record. The transcript has 2 exons. Bases 140 to 619 code for a protein of 159 amino acids. Gene Ontology annotation, cellular component: monolayer-surrounded lipid storage body; membrane.
CUCCACAUACACAUGUCACUCUAGAAUCUAGAUCCAUCAUUAUUCUCCGAUUUUCCUCUCAAAUUAAUUGAACCAACUACUCUCCAUUCUUUACUAUCCCAAACAAAUCCAAUCUCGAUCACUUCUCCACCUCCAUUUAAUGGCUGGUCGACCACCAAACUACUUCAAUAACAAUACUCAAAGUAGACCAUUACUGAGAUCCAUUCACACCAGCCAUGUCCCAUCAUUCCUUCGCAAACUUGUACAACCUCAUGUCCCUAAUUCCAACCAACUCAUGGGCUUUUUAGCCCUUGUUAUCUCUGGAGGAAUUUUACUCCUCCUCAGUGGUGUCACUCUCACCACCGUUGUACUUGGCUUAAUUUUUUCCACCCCUUUGAUCAUCAUAUCUAGUCCCAUAUGGAUCCCCAUUGGAGCCCUUCUCUUCAUCACCGUUGCUGGAUUUUUAUCCCUCUUCGGAUUCGGCGCAUCGACCGUCGCUGCUUUUACUUGGGUUUACAGGUACUUCAAGAGAUCAAACAGGACGGAAGAUGAUAGUAAUGAUAGCAAUGUGAAGGAUUAUACUAGAGCAUUUGGUGGAUACCUUCAGGGUAAAGUGAAGGAUACAGCUCCUGGUGCUUAAUUGACACCUCAGUAAUUAUCUUGUUUAUUUCUUUUUGGGUGCUUCACGUGAACCUUAUGUUUAAUUGGAAUGUAACAUUGUCCUUUUUCGUAAACCAAACUUUUGUUUGAUAUUUUUCGUUAUAAGAAUCUUGAUAGAACUUAACCAUAUACUGCUGUACGUAGAUGAUCUAUACAAUAAUCACCCGUGUUAAAAUUCUAACUCCUUUCCUUAUGUGGAUUUAAGUGCCUCACAUUUUCAUUUCUUAA